Molecule: messenger RNA, 547 nt
Organism: Rhizophagus irregularis DAOM 181602=DAOM 197198
Lineage: Eukaryota; Fungi; Glomeromycota; Glomeromycetes; Glomerales; Glomeraceae
Source: RefSeq, a predicted model, not a curated record
AAAAAAAUGAGUACACAAAUUCUCACAAAACAAGUAAACCUUGAGAAUAAACUUGAGCCGCAUAUUUUAAUAAAAGAUAAAAUUUCACAAAUUUGUCGUAAUACGACUGUUCAUGCAAUUUCAAUUGAUUACGAUAACCUUCCCUCAAAUGAACAGUCAGUACUUAAAAGUACAGCUACUUUUCAUGGAUUGGCUGCAGCAAUUUUUCAUGCUUAUAACAAACAUCAACAUUUACGCUUGACACCUGAUGAUAUUUGGUUAACUAUCGCGCAAGGAGUUAGUCAACACAUUAAUCAUAAUGCAGAAAAGUUUCGUUAUCGUUUUGUUAAUCAUGAAGGAAAUUGGCUUGAAGCGAUAAAUAGGUUAGUUGUAGCAACUGAUGAAGCUGUAGAGAAAAUCGAUAUAAAAUCUCUUUUAGAAUGUAAUUUUUCUACAACAACAAAUAAUUCUCUCACUGCUAGUCGUAUCGUCCUUUUAGAUGCCGUUAAAGCUUAUUUUAGUUUUAAAAUGUAUUUUGAUUGUGGAAUCCCUAAAAUUACUCUUGAAG